Lynx canadensis (Canada lynx) is the source of this 2613-nucleotide messenger RNA. RefSeq names its product testis expressed metallothionein like protein (gene TESMIN). Gene Ontology annotation, cellular component: nucleus. Lineage: Eukaryota; Metazoa; Chordata; Mammalia; Carnivora; Felidae. The coding region runs from base 44 to 1567 and encodes 507 amino acids. The transcript is spliced from 9 exons. Gene Ontology annotation, biological process: regulation of DNA-templated transcription. The record is from RefSeq and is a predicted model, not a curated record.
AGGGGUGCAGGGCGACGCCCGGCCCGAGGUCCCCUCAGCAGACAUGGAGGAGGCCCCUCUGCUUGGCGGGAUGUCCAGUCCCGAGGAGAUGGUGACAGACCUUUUCAGCGCAGACAGUCCGUUUGUUUCCGAAAACCUCACCCUGAGAGACCCGGUGGUGGUGAAGCACGAGGAGGGCGAGUUCCACAUGUUUAAAGACGCGUACCUGAGCCCCGCGGACCCCACGGAGCCCCUCCUGCACGCGUUCAGCCCCCCGCUGCAGGCGGACUGUGAGACCCAGGGCAGAGCGGAGCUGGGGGGGGGCGACCACGCCCAGGAGAUGCUGGCGGAGUACCCCGGCCUCCCCGACCUCAGCCCCCUGGAAGACGCCGUCCUGCCCGUGGCCCCGCAGCCCCAGGCCUACAACGUCCACUUCCUGUCCUCCCUGCUGGCCCCGCACAGGAGUCCCGCCGUCCUGCCCCUGGGCGCCUGGGCCAGGGAAGGAGCCGCCCACCCCGGUGUCCGGGUGAUUCCAGUGGAAAUAAAGGAAGCCGGUGGCGCAGUUGUAAGUAACAACCCAGAGGAGGCAACUUUUCAGAACGCUCUUGGCCCCGAACCCUGUCACACGUUUGAGUCAUCCCAGGAAGCAGAGGAGGCCGCCGGCUGCUCUCUCAAGAAAGACUCUAACCCAAUGGUGAUAUGUCAGUUGAAAGGGGGCACACAAAUGCUGUGUGUAGAUAAUUCUGGCACGAGAGAGCUAAAAGCACUUCAUUUGGUUCCUCAGUAUCCAGACCAAAAUAAUUACCUACAGUCAGAUGUCCCUAAACCAAUGACUACUUUAGUAGGAAGAUUUUUGCCAGUCCCAGCAAAAUUAAAUCUCGUUACACAACUCGAUAACGGAGCCUUACCAUCCAUAGUCAACGGGUCUACUGUCCCUUCGGGAUCCACCCUUCCAGGACCACCCAAAAUAUCUUUGGCUGGGUACUGCGAAUGCUUUGCCAGCGGGGACUUUUGCCACAACUGCAACUGUAACAAUUGCUGCAACAACCUGCAUCACGAAGUCCAGCGGUUCAAGGCCAUUAAGGCAUGUCUCGAUAGGAACCCAGAAGCUUUCCAGCCAAAGAUUGGGAAGGGGAAGCCGGGAGACGUGAAGCCUCGGCACAACAGAGGCUGUAACUGCAGGAGGUCAGGCUGCCUUAAGAAUUACUGUGAGUGCUACGAGGCCAAAAUUAUGUGUUCUUCUAUUUGCAAAUGCAUUGGUUGCAAAAAUUAUGACGAAGGCCCAGAAAGGAAAACCCUAAUGAGCAUGCCCUACCAUCCGGACGCUGGAGGGUUUGAAGGCAGCCCUCAUUUGUCACCAACUGAAUCCGCGGGACUGCCGCAGUUCAGAAAAGACAGGCGGCCCUCGUGCAUCUCCUGGGAGGUGGUGGAAGGCACGUGCUCCUGCCUGCUGGCCCAGGGCGAGGAGGCCGAGAAGGAGCGCUGCUCGGAACGCCUGGCGGAGCAGAUGAUCCUGGAGGAGUUCGGGAGGUGCCUGUCCCAGAUCCUCCGGAUGGAGUUUCAAUCCAAAGGGUUGGAAAUCGAGUAGAGUUCGGUGGAGAAACUCUGAAGGCACAGAGACGUCGUCUGGAUGUGCCGGGGGGGAGGCGAGCCGGAGUUUGGAAGGGUUGUUUAAGGGGCUGCGGGGAAGGGGGGCAGCUUUCCGUCCGCAUCAGGGCGCCGAGGGGGCCGGCGCAGGGGCCGAGGGUCUCGGCGAUCAAAAGCCCCCUUUUUGAGGAAGUGCGGACGUGACACGCUGCUGUGUGGCCCUGGGGAGAGGGCGAGGACUCCUGUGAUGUCGGGAGAAGCCUCUGCCCCGACGCCGAGGGAGGGAGGGUUGAAGGCUCUGCGGAGAAGUCUGUCCGUUCCUCCUGACUUCACCCCGUCUGGGCGGUUUUCCUCUGGAGGCUUCUCUGCCUAAAGAGCCACGGUGAGUUUUCGCUAGUAGUAUUUUGAAAUUAACUCUCCAGAUGGGCUGCUAAGAUACAACUCAGACUAGAGACGUACUGAAUACCUUGAGGCGUCCCUGAGCGUGGACACUUUCCCAGGGUUGCCCGCAAACUCUCCGUCUCUCUCAGGGCCCCCGUGAAACGCGGGCGGUGGGGUUGCGGGUUAUGGGACCAAAAACUAUCUAGUUUCUUAGGUGUUUUCAUCGGGUUGUGGAAAAGCUGUAUCAUCCAGUUAACUUUCUCCCUGGUUGUUGUUCUAAUAUUAUUCUUGUUCGUUAAAAUACCGUUAAGAUAACUGGUUUGCAGAAACCAGCAGGUGAGAUUGGUUAUUAAGUGGACUCUCUUCUGGUUCUGCUGUAAACAGCACAGAGGAUUAAAAUGUUCAACUGCCUCCCCUUGUUGUAAUUAACUCGGUCAGUGAACAUGUAUACCCGGCAGGUGUCCGUGUUUAUUGACAGUAUCGGGCCCUCAGAGCUCGUUUAGAAAGCUCGCUUACAAGCCGAGCGGUGCCGGAAGCGCGGAGCCCUUGGAACAGCGAGUUCUGACGGGGAACGGCAGAGCGGGAGGGAAACACCGAGUUCAUGGCCACUUCUUUCCCCCUCUGGCCCCUUGGGAUGGAGACUCCGUGGGCACAAUCCAGGGGCAG